CAAUGACAGAGGAAGAGAAAAACCCACUGGUUAUCCACGCGUGAUGCCCACCCCCUGCGUUUACAGAACGCCAGCAUUAUCCAUCUGUGAUUUCAUACAGACGCUCAGCACAUGUAGCCUAUCGUUGGGCUGAUAUAGGUGGGCUGACUCGAGAUCCGCAGGACUAUCUGGAUAGCAACUUUACUGGACCGAGUCCAUGCGUAUUUUAUCGGGGAAUAUUUCUGCACGUCGUCAGUGAAUGAAGCAUGUGAUGGUGACGGAGCAGUAUGGAGUGCUCGUGGAAGACUCUUCUGCUGCUCGUGUGCACGUCUUUGGGGGUGCAGUACACUGCCAUCCGCUCCCUCCACGACUCCUUCAGUGGCCCAUGCCAAGACUCCGCCCACUGCCAAGGACGCCAGGGUAAAGAGCAGAGAUGGAAAUCUCUCUGCGAUGACAGCCACGUCCCUGAUGAGACUAGUGCUGCCACCGCUCGAAAGCACAUCCUUCUGUUUGCGCAAACCCGCAGUGGCUCCUCAUUUACGGGACAACUUUUCAAUCAACAUCCUGGCAUAUUUUAUGUUUUUGAGCCCCUUUUUCACGUGCAACAGGCCUUCACCAAUUCUACUAGCCGUCUGCAAAGGGCUUUGGAUGGCAGAGCUCUUCUUGGAGCCUACCGAGACCUCCUACUCAAUCUUUACAACUGUGACUUCAGCUUCCUGGAGAGCUACAUUCGCCCCGAACCACAGGAUCACAUGACCGGGGCCUUUUUCCGCCGCAGCUCCAGUCACGCUCUGUGCACGCCGCCUGUCUGCCAGGAAGGUGUCGAGGAGAUUCUAGCAGGCCAGCCGGAUGAAGUCUGGUGCCCAAAAAAGUGCCAGGCCUUGAACCUCACACUAGCCUCUCAGGCUUGCCAAGCACGAACCCACAUGGCCAUAAAAACGGUGCGUAUCCCAGAGAUAGGCGACCUACGUACGCUUUCAGAAGACCCCCGUUUAGAUUUGCGAAUCGUCCAUUUGGUGAGAGACCCCCGAGCCAUUCUUGCCUCCCGCAUGACUGCUUUUGCCGGUAAAUUCAGGGCCUGGAAGAUCUGGAAUGCCACCGGCCGCCAACCACGGUAUGUGGACCUGACGCAGAUAACAAGAACGUGCAGAGAUAUCGAGUAUUCUGUGGAGACCAGCCUGCAGAAACCCACAUGGCUGAGGGGUAGGUAUCUGUUGGUGCGCUAUGAAGACUUGGCCUUGAAUCCUGAAGAAAAGGCCAAGGAGAUAUACAGAUUUCUGGGGCUGGACCUGCAUCAAAGAGUCCUCAAAUGGAUUGCUCAUAACACCAAUGGCACUGUCCCAUCUUCUUCAGAGUGGAACUAUAAGUACUCCACCACAAGAGACUCAAAAGCUACAGCUCAGAGCUGGAGAGUACAUCUGAACUUUGACAUUGUUAAGACAGUUCAAUCUCUUUGUAACAGAACUCUAUCUCUACUUGGCUAUAAGCUUGUUCAGUCUGUAGAUGAACUGAGGAAUAUAACAAAAAGUUUAAUGGAGCCCAGGACAUAGUAAAGGGUAUUUUAAAGCAAACUACUAAUUCAUUUUGCAACACACUUUUAUCCAAAGUGACUUAUAUUACAUUCAGUGGAUACAUUGAAUCAAACAGGACUCGUAAGUCCCAACAAAGUACAUUUGGUUAUGGAAUUUUUUUAUAUUUUUCAGUUUGUUUUGGCAACUUGCAUACCAGUUGUCAGUGCCAUGUACUGUAAAUGCAACAUUAUAGAUCUUACUUUGGUGACAAGCUAGCUCAUUAAUAAUAAUUAGGUCAUGAUUAUGAUGCUUGGUACCUUUCCUUAAAGGUACCAAAAAAUUUGUUAUCAUUCCCUUACUUAUUACUUUUCGCUGUCUCAGUGAUUUUUGCCCAUACAAUUGAAGUCAAAGGUAACCAAAAUGUUUUGGUAACCAACAUUCUUAAAAAAAUAUUCUUCUGUGUUCUGCAGAAGAAAGUAAGUCUGGUUUGGAACAAGAUAUUGGUGAAAAAAAAAUCAUGAUAGAAUUUUCAUUUUUUGAAUGAACAAUCCCUUUUAAAGUUCUUAAUAUUCAUGAGCCAGGCCUUUAGAAAAGUAUGAUGCUAAAUAAGCACCCAGGCCCACCAUUUUCAGCCUGUAAAUGUGCAUUAAUGUGACCAAAGAACUAUUGACAAAAAGCACAGCAGACUUGCCAGUGAUGAACAUGCCAAAGCUGGUCAAAUGAUCAAAUAAAUAGCAUGUAUCGUCUGGCGAGCCCUUGGCCUUAAGUAUGAAUGUUGAUCAGCAAAUAUGUCCUUACAACCCCAUAAACAUUCAAACAGAGAUCUAAAAUGACUGAAAUGUCCUUCCAUGUUCUUCUUAAAAGCAAAGUCCCUAAUGAAAUCAAGUCGGCACAGAAGGUUGUGUUCAGUUUAAAUCACUGGCAGACAGUUCAAUGUGUUCCAUCCACUGAAGUCCUCUAAUUUUUUUAUUUAUUUUGCAAGCCACAACUUCAAACAUUAUCUCCCUCUGAUGGCUUUGUGAGUCAGAGUCAGUGAUUAUUUCUAAGAGUAGUGUCAACAUUGGGAAAAGCACUUUGGAGCUAUGCAGCCACUUUGCAAUUUGUGGAUAACAGAUAUGAAACUAUACAAAUCAAAAUCCUCAUUUAAUUAAUAUGCUAUCUCUUGUUCACAGAGCCCCCUUGAGGUUGAGCCUUUGGCUGCAGCCCGUGUGAUCCCUUGGGUUAAUGUGGCCCUACUAAUUAUCACAUUUUGGAAGUCUGAGCUCAAAUACCUGCUAAUGUAAUUUCAUUGCAUAUGUUGCAUUGAAAUGCAGAGAUUAUGGAGCUUGGGAAUAUUAAAUUGUGCCAGUGUUUAGCCUUUAAAAACAUCUUGGAUUUCAGGAUGUCUUUGUAAAUUUUGUUGUUGUUCAUGUCAUUCUGCUAGUUCAUUUAAGCAGUUUAUUACUUCUAUGUGAAACAUGCCCUUAAACGCCAACACUUUUACAUAUUGGAAAUACGCUGUGUAAACAACAGUUCCUCAUCUCAGGUAUAUGAUGCUUAAAUGCAAUGUGCACUGCCAAUUAAUAAAUAUGCAGAGAAAAGAGGAAAGCUAUAUGGUGGACUAAAUUAUUCCUUUUCAUAUUGUUUCAUUCCUUUAGAAUUGAUGGUUCACAAUGAUAUAAUAUGUUUGUUUCAUUCAGUUAUUUAUUUAUGGAAAAUUAUUUAUUUAUGGAAAAAGGUGCAGAAUUAUGUGGGACACUGUGCAACUAUAAUUUAGCAGUAUUAAUGAUAGUUUCUGAGUGUUUAUUUGUAUGUAAGCUUUCUAUGUAAUACACAUGAACACAUUGUUUGACCUGUGUUAUUAAUAUUUAAGCAGGACUGGUGGCAAAUGGAAAUGAAUCUGAAGCACUAGUUUUGAUGUAGGCCUAUGUGUUUGUUGUUGCUGUGUGGUAUUCUCUAUGGCUUGCUAUUCUCAUAAUUUUUCCACUUUCUUUUAAAACUUGUCAUGUGGUGUUCUGCUGAGGCUGAAGCAUUUGGUGAAGUGCUGAUCAUCUUCUCAAUGUCAGCAGUCCAGCUUUAGCUUGAAAAUCGAAAAAGUGAUUACCAAGGUACAUGGCCAUAUUUCAGAUUCCUUUUUUGUCAGUUCUUUUUGUUUUCAAAGGCAAGGAUGCCUGACAUUAACAUAUUUAAUGGAUGAUAACCAUUGGGUUGAUGAAUAGGAUACAGAAUAGCUAUAGGCUAUUUCCAUAGCACAUACAAAAUCAUCAGAAAUAUAUCAUUCAUUUUGCAAAGAUAUAUGGUGAAAGCAGCGCCAUUUAAUAUAAUUCUGAGAAUACUGCGAAUAUAGAGGAUUUUGCGCAAGUUAAAAUUAAUGAAUCGUUCAUUUACAUGCAACGGUUCAAAUGAACCGAUUCAUUCAUAUGAAUCAGACUUCCUAGCGCUAAAUAUGACUGAAAACGGAGCACAAGUACAGCCCAAGUGGGUUUAUUUUUUUCUCUAAACUCAGCUCGCUCGUUUCUAAAGCUUUAGGUUCGAUACAACGCGAAUAAACAGCAAUGUGGCGAUUGUUUUGAAUGCAGCAAAAUCAGCCUCAUGGUACUGAAUGCAGCUAAUUAGCUAUUACUCGCUAUUUUUAGUUGGUUACUCCCCAGUGGUAUAGUCUACUUAAAAAAAAAGUGGCAGGGAAAAAAUAUUAGAUUUUCUCGUUUCUAGUGCAGUGUUAUUGCCCAGUGUUAUUACUUCCAGUUUUGGAUAAAGAAAAAACAAGUCUGGCUCAUGUCUCAAAAGAGGCAUUAUGAGUAAAUGGUUGCAAAAACACCUUACCCCACGGAUACUGCGAGAUGAAUCAUAUCUUCUAAAUAAAGCCCAAGGGUAACACUUUAGAAUACUGUUUCUCACUUACUGCAUAACUAAUAAGGAAUUAUUGAAGAACUAACAGGUGAUUAUUCAUUAAGACUUAACUGACUACUGUUAACUACUAAGGAAGACGUGUUAACUAAUCAGUAUGUAAUAUAAUUUUAUGAUUGUGUUAAGUAACAGUUAGCUAAUCAAUAACUAAUGUAUUCUGUCAUACCUCCUGAAG
Cyprinus carpio (common carp) is the source of this 4551-nucleotide messenger RNA. RefSeq names its product carbohydrate sulfotransferase 1. Lineage: Eukaryota; Metazoa; Chordata; Actinopteri; Cypriniformes; Cyprinidae. Gene Ontology annotation, molecular function: N-acetylglucosamine 6-O-sulfotransferase activity; keratan sulfotransferase activity. The record is from RefSeq and is a predicted model, not a curated record. Gene Ontology annotation, biological process: keratan sulfate proteoglycan metabolic process; N-acetylglucosamine metabolic process.